GCGUGUGAGGGUCGUGCGCUUCACGAGCGAAGAUCAAGCUCACGGCAUUUUUCGCCCUCCGAAUAGGGACCCAGAGUAGAGGGGGCUUUCAAAACAUAGUUUUCCACUGCGUUUGGAUAAUGAGUAACCUUAUUUUCUUCUGGAAGUGAGGCUGCUGUUGGACAUAUGCCGGAAUAUGAGUGGUGUACGCGUAACAGAACAUCUCAUACUUCAGUAAAGUUUUCAAGAGUUCAGUCAUUCCAUCAGCUGUCAAACCCGUUGGGAAAGCGGUUAGUCUUCAAAGCCUCAAUUGUCUCAAACCUUCAAUAUGAAGGACAGACAGGUGACACAGGUCCUGGCAUGUCGAGAGAAUCAAUUAUCUUAGGGAUCUGGGACCGAGUUGUCCUCUCCCGAGUUCCUCUCAGGCACUCAGCAGACACUCCACCACUCCACCACUCCACCACGUCAGCCGGCCCACAACAAUUUCAGGAACCAAAUGUGACCUCGUUUGCCUUCUUGUGCGAGUUGUUAGGAGCUGUAUUUCCUGAGCAAAUUUGGUAAUCAGUGAAUGCCAUUGACACUGCCAUUCGACUGAAAAAGGAAUCAAUUUUUUGUUUUGUGUCACAAAAUGGAGAACACAACUGACAUUGCAAUUGAUGACUCUUUAUACAGUCGUCAGCGAUAUAUGCUUGGUGAUGGCGCAAUGAUCAAAAUGGCACAAUCUAAAGUGUUUCUCAGUGGGCUUGGCGGAUUGGGAGUAGAAAUUGCCAAAAACGUUGUCCUGGCUGGAAUUAAGUCAAUCACACUGCAUGAUACCAAGGUUGCCUCUUAUCAUGAUCUGGGAAGCCAGUUUUUCUUGCGAGAAAAAGAUGUUAGGGACAAGAAAAAUAGAGCCGAGGCUAGUGCUUCACAGCUAGCUGAGCUGAAUCCAUACGUGAACAUUCAGACCUCAACUUCUUCAAUUAGUGAUGGAAACUUAGAGUUCUUAACUCACUAUCAGGUAUACUUGUUGACAGUCAUAAUUUGCUGGUUGGCAUCUACAUGUACACAAACAAAUGUUUGCCCCAGGGUUCUCAUUAAUUUAGGGAGUAAAGGGCUUGUUCAUGAAAUUGCAAGGUUCUUUAUCAGUGCAGGUGUACAUGGAGUGUUCAGCUGGGCAUUCUGUGAUUUUGGACCUGAGUUUGAGGUGUUGGACUCUACAGGAGAAGAACCAAAAGAAUUCUUUCUUUGGAACAUCACUAAGGCAAAUCCUGGUGUGGUGACAACAUUGGACAAUCGUAUGCAUGGAUUACAGACUGGUGAUAAAGUUACCUUUAAAGAGAUAGUUGGAAUGACAGCUCUCAAUGGCUCAGAGCAGACAGUCAAAGUACUGUCCCCAUAUGCAUUCAGCAUCUGUGACACCACUGGACCAGAGUAUGAUGCUUAUCAAUAUGGUGGAAUAGCAAGACAAGUCAAGACUUCUUCUUCUUUGAUAACAUUUGAAUCACUUGAGACACAGCUUAGGAAGCCAGAUAUCCUCACAGCAGAUCUCAGUAAGAUGGAGGUGCCAUUGCAGCUGCACUUUGGAAUACAUGCUCUACACUUGUUUGAAGAGCAGUAUGGAAGAUUACCUGAGAUCAGGCUGAACACCCUAAGGGGUUCCAAAAAGGCAGACAGUUUAGAUGAAAAACUACUUUGCCAUUUGGCAUUCACAUCACAAGGGUGUUUUUCACCCCUAGCAGCCUCUCUUGGUGGAAUUGUAGGCCAAGAAGUGUUGAAAGCUUUGACUGGAAAGUACACUCCUUUAAAACAGUGGAUUCCACUGGAUACAGUAUUCUCAUUUCCUUUCUAAACGAAGCUAAAUGUAACACCGACUUAGGUUAACUAAUUAACAUUCUGUAUUUUUUUUUCCAGACAAGAUCGAUAUGAUUGUCUACGCAUUUGUAUCGGCGAAGAAUUACGUAGUAAACUGUCAGAUCUGAAGUUGUUCAUGGUAGGAUGUGGUGCUAUAGGAUGUGAACUUUUAAAGAAUUUUGCUCUUUUAGGAAUCGCAGGAAGUCCCAGUGGCAAGAUGACCGUCACGGACAAUGACCUCAUAGAAAAGUCAAAUUUGAAUCGUCAGUUCUUAUUUCGGCCUCACCACAUCCAGAAACCCAAAUCUGUGACGGCUGCUGCAUCUGUUUCCUUAAUAAACCCAGAUGUGUAUGUGGACCCACAUCAACACAAAGUUUGUCCAGAAACAGAAGAAGCUCUGUACACGGACGAAUUUUUUGAGUCUCAGGAUCUUGUGGUCAAUGCUCUUGACAAUGUAGAGGCGCGGCGAUACAUGGAUAGCCGGUGCGUGAGUACCCAGAGGGCCCUGCUGGAGUCAGGAACCAUGGGACCCAAGGGACAUGUUCAGGUCAUUGUUCCUCAUCUUACAGAGUCAUAUGCCAGUCAGCGAGAUCCUCCAGAGGAAGACGUGCCGCACUGUACACUCAAGUCGUUUCCAGCGAUUAUAGAGCACACAAUACAGUGGGCCAGAGAUAAGUUUGAAAAUUGUUAUACUCAAAAGCCUAGAUUGUACAUGACAUUUUGGUCAACAAAUGGAUCUCCAGAACAACUUUUGGAGACCCUUCAAUCUGGAAAUGAACCUGAAGGCGUUUAUCGGGUUAUAAAACUGUUAAAACGGCGACCUUUAGACUGGGCGAGCUGUGUUGCUCGUAGUAGAAUAGAAUUUGAGAAGUACUACAACCACAAGGCCAAACAAUUGCUCCAUGCAUUUCCUUUGGAUACAAGGGUCAAGGAUGGAUCGCUGUUUUGGCAAAGCCCCAAGAGACCACCAAUACCACAACAGUUCAGCACUAAAAAUGAAUUACAUAUGCUUUUCAUAAAAAGUAGCAGUAAACUUCACGCUGACACUUGUGGCGUCAAGUACACAACACAGGAUUUAAGUGACAGUCGCAUUAUCGAAAUACUCCAGGAUGUCGAAGUCCCAGAGUUCAGGCCAAGUUCAAAGCAAAUUGAAACCGACGAAACGGCAUCAAAACAAUCUGAGUCAUCUAAUCUGUCGGCUGAUGACGUCAAUAAGUUAAUACCAGAUCUUAAAGACUUGAUAGCAAAAGGAAUAAAAUCUAGCAACGGUAGCAUUCUUCACGAUGUUUAUAUGUUUCAGAACCUUCGUGCGACGAUGUACAGUAUAGAACCCGCUGACCGCUUAAAAACGAAGAAAAUCGCGGGUAAAAUAGUUCCAGCCAUCGCUACAACUACCGCUGCUGUAGCCGGCUUGGUCGCUAUCGAGCUGGUCAAAGUAGUUAUGAAGAGUCCCGCAGAAGACUUCAAAAACUGCUUCAUGAACCUGGCACUACCAUAUGUCAUCUUCUCUGAACCAGGCCCCCCUGAGGUCACAGUAAUCAGGGAAGGCCUGUCCUUCUCAAACUGGGACAAGUGGGUCGUCAAGGGUACGCAAGAUUAUAAACUGAAAAGCUUUUUGAAAUAUUUCAAGGAUACGUACGGAUUUGAUGUGUCCAUUGUGGUACAUGGUGUAAAAAUUGUGUAUGUUCCUCUGCUGCCGGGGCACUCGAAACGCCUUGAACAGAAAAUGACCAAACUAAUAAAAGCUCCUGGCAAAGCCUACGUGGACCUCACCGUUUCAUUUGAGGGUGACGGUGACGAGGAUCUACCCGGGCCCCCUGUAAGGUACUAUUUUGGUUCCUAAAGAUGGCCCUUCAGAAACGUCCUAUGAAUGCCUUAUGACCUCUUGGGAGCACCUCUGGUGGCUUUUUUAACGAUCCUAAACCACGACUGGUCGAAAUAUCUCUCCAACUCAUCAUUGGUUGUACAUUUAUUGGACGGGAAUAGGACCUUAAUUGUCAAGCAUGGCAAUACUUUCAAAUUUUUACGUUUAUUUGUUCGAGAGACUUUUGAGUCUCUUGAUCUGCCCCAUAUUUAAAUGUAGUAUGAUAAUUCUAUUCAAAGUCUUUUUUAAAAAGUCUAAAUGUAAUCAAUUUAGUCUAAAUUAAACUCCAGCUAACAAAUGGCUGGAAAGUUGCAAGUACAUAAAGUAUUUUCUUGUAUCAUAAGGUCCUGAAAUCCUGGGUUAUAUUUUUGUACCUCUGACAUUUUGAGUCCUAAUCAUUGCUCUUUCCGAUUCCUAUAUUUCUUAUGUAAGUGUUGAGAAUUCAAUGAUACGUCAAGACAGUAUCGCUUUGUUUGUUGAUGAAUUUUAAUAUUCUCCUCACCUAUCUUGCUAAUAAUGUAACGUCAUUGAAGGGAGAAUUUAGGGAGAAAUUAGUGGUUUAUAAACUCUCUAUAGCUAUCUGUUGAGUUACAUGCAAGACGAACCUUUUAAUGUUGAUAUACUUCAAUGCUCUUGUCUAUACCAGUGAAUAUGUAAAACCUCCCGCUUUACCAUAAAAGGCAUGCUAGCAGAUUUAGCACUGAUCAUUUAAGAUACACGAAGUGUAUCUGUUUACACUAUAACUGAAACUGAGUCCAACUGUUUCGCGCGAUUUUCUUCUGGUUACACGAACUGAUAAAUUUGGGCCAGUAUCACAAUUGAACAUAAUUAUAUGUAACUAUGGAAUAAAGUGAUUGUCAACGUU
Orbicella faveolata is the source of this 4541-nucleotide messenger RNA. RefSeq names its product ubiquitin-like modifier-activating enzyme 6. NCBI's taxonomy places the organism in Eukaryota, Metazoa, Cnidaria, Anthozoa, Scleractinia, Merulinidae. The record is from RefSeq and is a predicted model, not a curated record. Gene Ontology annotation, cellular component: SUMO activating enzyme complex; cytoplasm. Gene Ontology annotation, biological process: protein sumoylation. Gene Ontology annotation, molecular function: SUMO activating enzyme activity.